This is a messenger RNA of Filobasidium floriforme, 1162 nucleotides long. RefSeq lists its product as uncharacterized. The record is from RefSeq and is a predicted model, not a curated record. Lineage: Eukaryota; Fungi; Basidiomycota; Tremellomycetes; Filobasidiales; Filobasidiaceae. Bases 1 to 1038 code for a protein of 345 amino acids. The transcript has a single exon.
AUGCCCUCGGACACUUUCCCCGCCUCAGCUACUCUCGCUGCCAAUACUGUCCAGUCCGAACCUCAAGGUCCUCGUCGCGCUGCCAUCCCGAUCGCCAUCGUCUUCGGCCUAGCCCUCAUCGGCAUGGCGUGGACCAUCUGCUUCUUCGUCAGACUCCGGAAAUACCGAGUUUGGCGUAAACGAGUCAAAGCCGAGGAGAAGAGGACUGGUCGGAAGAUCAUCCACAACGACGACGAUGCCGAUGCCGACGGCGAGAGGGAGAAGAGGCGUUGGGACAGGUGUCGCCACCGGGACGCCGAAUGGGGUACAGCGGGGAUGGGUACGGGCCUGUCCAAGAUCCAUAAAUCCCUCACGUCUUCUCACGGUCAAGAUCAUGAUGAAACUGUCACGCUUCCCGAAGCCAUCUACGAUCCCACCUUGGACCAGCCCGAACCCCGAAAAGCGAUCAUCACGUUACAAGAAGACACCGGCUGCGUCCAGCUCACACUGGCUCAACCGGUCCGACCGAACAAGGACGAAAUCGUUACCGCCACUACAUCUAUGACCACUGCUUCUCCUGUUCCGGUCGCUGCGAUCCCGAAACCAUACCCGGCUGCUACCGCGCCCCGCAAGAUCGCCGGUAGACAAUUGACCCCCUACCGACAUGACAAACCGUUACCUUGCGUGUCUUCACCCGUACCUACCUCCUCCCCGGUAUCGCAUCCUAUCGCAUACCCAUACGCACCCUCAGUAGGAAGCCCCAACCCGAGUGUAAUCUCCAGCGCAAGCGCAGACCUCAGCCCUGCUCUGAUCACAGCCCCGGUCGCCCAAGACUACCGCCGUACCACCCUCUCUCAAGUUCAAUACGCCCCCUCAAGCCCUUCGUUUGUCAGCUCGGUAUUCUCCAACCCUCCCGAAGGUCGUCGGGCCAAAGCAUCAAAGCUUCCUCCGUCCGCCAUCUCAGCUUCAGCUUCAGGAAGAUCGAAUGCGAAUGCUCCUUGGCCCGUUCUGACCCGGGAACCUCAGCGGGCGUCGGGGUGGAGCAUGUACCUUGACUGAAUGGGAUUUUCCUUGAUUAGUCAAGCCUCGUCGAGGUCCGACUGGGACCGGUGGUGAUGAGAGAUCCGAAUUCGAUUAGAAUCGAUCGAGGAAGGAAGGAUAGAUGACUGAAAUAGGAACCGGU